AUGCGGCUCUCGACUUUUGUUUCUGCUCUGGCAAUCACAGCCAAUGUGGUCUCAGCGGCACAUCACUCUGGGAGGAGCUUGAGGCAUGUUGGUAAAGAAGACAAGCAGCGCAUGCAUACAAGACGACAACCUCAAUUGCCUAAACAACGUCGCUCCGCCCCAUCUCAAUACCUUACCAAUUCUACCGCCAAAUACGUUGUAAACGGAACGGCGAUCCCAGAAGUGGAUUUUGAUAUUGGCGAGAGUUAUGCUGGUUUGAUGCCAAUAUCCUCAGCUCCAAACGAGACGAGUCAAUUUUAUUUCUGGUUCUUCCCUUCAGAGAACCCGAGUGCUUCUGAUGAGAUACUUAUUUGGCUAAAUGGCGGGCCCGGUUGCUCUUCCCUCGAAGGCUUGCUGCAGGAGAACGGCCCGUUCAUCUGGCAGUACGGAACAUUAAAGCCAGUCCCAAAUCCAUAUACAUGGGUGAACUUGACGAACGUUGUUUGGAUAGAGCAGCCAGUCGGGACCGGUUUCUCGCGGGGAGUUCCAACUGCGACCGACGAGGAAGAUGCUGCCGCGCAAUUCCUAGGCUUCUGGAAGAACUUUGUCGAUACUUUUAAACUGCACGAUCGCCGUGUUUUCAUAACAGGCGAGUCUUAUGCGGGAAUGUAUGUUCCAUACAUUGCGGAUGCUAUGCUUAACACGAAUGACACCAAGUAUCACAAUGUGGAAGCUACUAUGAUAUAUGACCCAUCUAUUUCUUAUGAUGCUAUUACAGAACAAAUACCCGCUGUUCCAUUUGUUGACACUUGGCCUGGCCUGUUUCCGUUUAAUGAUACCUUUAAGGCUCAAAUUCACAACAUGUCAGAAUCUUGCGGCUACACUGACUACAUCGACAAAUACUUGACCUUCCCACCUCCUGGCCCCUUCCCCUCGCAGCUCCCUGGAACUGCGGCGAAUGGGAGGACAACCAAGGACUGUGACGUCUUCGACGCCAUCUUCAACGAAAUAUCCUGGCUCAACCCAUGCUUUGAUAUUUACCAAAUAGCCACGACCUGCCCACUAUUAAACGAUGUCCUCGGCUACCCGGGCUCAUUCGAGUAUCUUCCCGCAGGUAGUAGCGUAUAUUUCAACAGGACCGAUGUGCAAAAGGCUAUCAAUGCCCCCCACAUUGAUUGGGCCUCUUGUUCCGCUAUAGAUGUUUUUGUUAAUGGUACAGAUAACAGCCUUCCUUCUGGCGUCACCGUUUUGCCCGGGGUUAUUGAGCGUAGCAAACGUACAAUAAUUGCACAUGGAACUCUUGAUAUGGUUCUUAUCGCAAACGGUACUCUCCUUGGGAUUCAAAACAUGACCUGGAACGGCGCCCAAGGCUUCCAAAAGCAGCCGUCGGACCACUUUUAUGUUCCGUAUCACCACGAUCCAUCUCUCUCUACCCUCGCCGCGUCUGGCAUCUUCGGCACGACACACACGGAGCGAGGACUUACAUGGGUCACGAUUGAGCUUUCCGGCCACAUGGUCCCCCAGUACGCCCCUACAGCAGCCUACAGACACCUUGAAUACCUGCUUGGCAGAGUCGAUUCUCUCUCUAGCAUGGCACCUUUUACAACAGAUGAUUUCCCUCAACCUAAUGUUACGCUUGGGAGCACGAAGCGCGCAGUGCCUGCGAUGUAA
Molecule: messenger RNA, 1650 nt
Organism: Venustampulla echinocandica
Lineage: Eukaryota; Fungi; Ascomycota; Leotiomycetes; Helotiales; Pleuroascaceae
Product: putative carboxypeptidase Y
Exons: 7
Coding region: 1-1650 (549 amino acids)
Biological process (GO): proteolysis
Molecular function (GO): serine-type carboxypeptidase activity
Source: RefSeq, a predicted model, not a curated record